Messenger RNA from Ictalurus furcatus (blue catfish), 2396 nucleotides. Its product is annotated as gamma-crystallin M2-like. Gene Ontology annotation, biological process: visual perception; lens development in camera-type eye. Bases 1798 to 2322 code for a protein of 174 amino acids. Lineage: Eukaryota; Metazoa; Chordata; Actinopteri; Siluriformes; Ictaluridae. The transcript has 3 exons. Gene Ontology annotation, molecular function: structural constituent of eye lens. The record is from RefSeq and is a predicted model, not a curated record.
CACAAUGUUGGGUUUCCAUGUUUUAUGGGAAAUUUCCAUAAUGAGUUUUAUACUUUACAAACUAUUUUCUAUCCCCUAAACCUAUCCAUCACCUAAACAUCACAAAAAAUAAUUUUUCCUUUAAAAAUAUAGUAUGUAUGAUUUAUAAGCUGUUUUCCUCAUGGGACCAAAAAUUUCUGGUAUUGAUAGUAAUAACACACACACACACACACAGAAAGAAUUGGGUCACUCUGUUUCUGCCUAAGUGUUGAACAUCCAAAAUAUUUUCAGAAAAUAAAGCUUAAGCACCAAGGAGAUAAGAUACAGUAGCAUGUGUAUGUUACAUGAACUGCUGUGUUUAUUUACAAAAAACACCACCACCACACACACUGCAAUUUGCACCUGAUCUGCCUGUUUGUGCUUCUUUAAAAAGAACUGAUAUCUCUUCCUUUCUUUUCAUGUUUAACUGAUCCUGUGCAAAAUAUGACAGUCUGUGGUUACAUCUAAUCAUUCAAUGUCUCAUAAAAGUUAUUCAGCAAACAAACCUGAUGCUAAACCUUAAAAACGUAGUUCAAAUAUGAUGUUUUCUUAUUCUUCGGUAUCUUACAGCCAUAUUCUCUCGUGCUCGGUUCGUCUGUGAUUUGAAAACUGCAUGCGCUGCCGGUGAACGUCAAAAAAACCCAAAACUCUUCUUUUGACAAGAGGUGAAAUGAUGUGUCAGUCAGCAUCAGCAACUGUUAGUAGCGAAUAAAAUGCUGGGGUGGCACCCCUGACACCACUCUGGCUCCACCACUGCUCUUGCCCUGUUACAGAUAAAGCUUUUGCAAAAUGUUUAAGAAAUGUCUCCUUACAAAACCAUUCAUCAUAACAAAGAAAAAUGUAUAAUCUUUGAUAAAUAACACCACAGUAUUUAAUCCAUUUAUUAUUACUCAUAGAUUACGUGGAUCGUCUGCCCAUACAAGUCCCUCUGAUUGAGCUGUUACUAUGGUAACGAUAACAUGUUAGAAUGAGAGUAUUAAUAUAAACCUGUGUUUGCUUUAUUGCUGGCACUGUGGUAUACAUUUUUAUAAUUAUGUUUUUUUCUAACAUAAUUAUACAGGAAUUGAGUUUGUUAGAACUGCUAACAUUGGCAAGUUAGGUGCAGAGUGUAGUGUUUAUCUCAUAAAUAGCUGAAAUGAAAUUAUACAACAAACAUUCAUUUCAUACGUUACCGCAGAUAUAUGCAAAUGUUUCUCUGAGCAGAUGCAGGGGUCUACAUUUGCAGUGUAGUUUUUUGACUGAAUGUAGUAUGCAGGUCAGAUGAUGGAUCUUGUGGAUGACUGACCCAGUGUAGUGGAUUCUUUCCAUAAUUAUUGCUAUUUUACAUGUCUGUAUACAUGAAACUACAGCCAUUCUGUUUAUGAAUUCAGUACUGGCCUUUAAUUAAAAAUGUAGUAAACAUUCAGUAAAUCCUGUGAAGUCUGGAGAACAGAUUAUUUGCAUGUGGUUCAUACAUGAGGGUUGGGACUAAGAUUUUACCUGGUUUUAUUGUCACGCAGCAUUUUUAAUGCAACAUGGACAUUCCAUAUUGUUCUUGUUACUAUUGUAACAUGGACUAGUGGAUACCACACCAGUCCUUUCCCUUUGUCUGUGGGGGAAAAAAACACCUAGUAGUUAUGUAUUCUUGCUUCAAAUUACAGCACCAAUGUUGUUCUCUCACACAACAGUCAACAUGUCAGCCCCCUAUAGUUACGCAGUUCUGUUGAUUUAAAUGAUAAUACUUUGUUUGUGAAGAGGACUAUAAAAAGCUUGGGAAACAGAAUCUCUCCAUCAGACAUCAUGGGAAAGAUUAUUUUUUACGAGGACACGAAUUUCCAAGGCCGUAGUUAUGAGUGCAGCAGCGACUGCACAGAUCUGCACUCCUAUUUCAGUCACUGCAACUCCAUCCGAGUGGAGAGUGGCUGCUUCAUGAUCUAUGAAAGGCCAAAUUACAUAGGUCAACAAUAUUUCAUGAAAAAAGGUGACUAUUCUGACUUUCACAGUUGGAAGGGUGUCAGCAGCAGUAUCAGAUCCUGUCGCAUAAUUCCACCGUACAGGGGCAUAUACAGACUAAAACUCUAUGAAAAGGCUGACUUUAAUGGGAACAUGAUGGAGUUCAUGGAUGAUUGUUCCAGUGUUUCGGACCGUUUUCAUCACCGGCAUGUUUACUCCUGUAAGGUGAUGAACGGCUACUGGAUCUUCUAUGAGUAUCCCAAUUACAGAGGCAGACAGUACUUCCUGAAACCUGGCGAGUACAGGAGAUACCGCGACUGGCGUGCUACCUGUUCCAUUGUAGGCUCUUUCAGACGCAUCACUGAUUUUUAAGUAUUGAUCUAUUUAUUAAAGAGUGUUCAUUCCUUCAUAUAAGUCCAUGUUAUAUCAUCUGUUUGCUUUUUUCA